UUCUACACUGAAAAUAAAUCAUUGUGUCUGAUUAUCUUAAUAAUUAUGCGAAUUUAUGAUUUCUAAUUAUACUUACGUAUGUUCUUCAUUUACUCAUUUCUAUAUAGAACAUUUUCUCUCUUCUAUCUGUUAACUGACCAUUACAUUUUUCUUGAUCUUUUAAUACAGGCUCUUCCGCUUGAUCAAUUAAACCAAGUACAAAAUGCUCUUAAGCCUAAUGACAAGUCUCAAGCAAACUCACAAGGAAAUAAUAGCAAUAAUGGCAGUGACGAAAAUCACAGUAAUAAUGACAACAGUGGCAGCCAAGAUUUGUCCCAUGUUGUGGACGAAAGCUCUAAAAUUGUCGAUGAUUUGCACAAGUUUGUAGGAUCUGUGGAACAUAUGCUGGUGGAUCAAUUGAAAAAAGUAACAAACGGCUCCGUACAUCUUUUGGAACAAAUAGAACAACAGAUCGCUAAAGUCAUUACCGAUGUUAGGAACAAAACACAAGAACAUUUUCAACAUCUCCAUAGCAAACUCGAUAAACUGGAAGAAGAUGCCUCGAAGGCAAAGAAUAUCAUUAAACACAAAGUAGAGGACAUCAUCAAGAACGUUACCAAUGCGCUUGACAACCUGGAGAAUAAAAUAAAUAAUACCUUGAAACACGUUAAUGAAAAGACUUCCGAAAUCGUAAACCACGUGAGGAAUGUUACAGAAGAAAGAGUACAGGAAUUCAUAAAUAAAACAGCCCAAGCUGUGGCACAAGCGAGACAUACUGCUGAAGAUAUUGAAGAAAAGACUACUGAGAUUUUGAACAAAACAUUGUCCGAGUUAAAGAAAGAGGCUCACAAUCUUUUGAACAAUAUCAAAGAAUUUGUUCAUGAUACAAUUAAUGAAACUGAAAACCAAAUUUACGAUGUCCUCAAUAAUAUUGGAAAUACCACAAGACAAACGUUGAAAAAUGCUAUGCAUAUGAAUGCUCGCAUUGCGGAAGAUCUGUGCGAUAUAAUUUACGAUAUUUCGGAAGAUUCUAGAUCUCUGUUAGGCACUGUAAUGAAUAAUGCUCAAAAUAUUGUUGGUGCCAUCAUUAAUAACACUAACGAUGUUGUUGAACAAACAGUUAAUAAUGUUAAAAGUAUUGCUUCUGGCAUUUUCCAUGAUGUCCAUUAUGUCGUAAAAUUUGGAAUAGAUAAUAUGAGGGAUAAUAUAAAAAAAGGCAUUAAACGUUGCACACCAUAUCCAUGGCAAUGUUCAAGACACUAUUGCUAACAUUAUAAGUAACAUAAACAUUUUACAAAGAAUUAUUAAACAAUUAUUGUCGUAUUAUAUUAAAAAAAUUAAAUGAAUAUUACAUAAUUUUGUUGUAGAUGACUCAAAGGAUAGAGCAUCCCAUGGUUUUAAGGUAAAUUUAAUACAUUUUUAAUAUCAAAACGUUCAAUGUAUUAUGUAUUUCUAUAUCUUAUGUUACAAAAUAUUUCAUUUUUACUUCUGUAAUUAUCCUUUAUAUUUAUGUUUAGUUCCCAUUUGGUAUCUAAGUAACAAAUAUAGGCUACUGCAUCUUAAAUGGAAUUAGGAAACCGAUGAUUGGAAAUUACUAAACAAAUAAAGUAGUUUUCAAUUUAUAAACAAGCAGCAGUAGUAAAGAAACGAAAGAAGAAAUCAACAUAUUGAAAAUGCACGCUGAUUGUUUAAGUCAAAAAAACAUUUAUGUUGUUGCAAAUGUAAAUAACUGUUAUUUGUAGUGUCGAUAAAAAUAGAUAAAUAAAAACUGUGUCUAAUUUAAUAAAUCAACUUAUUAAAACAUCAUGUUAGAUUGUGUUUCUGAU
Messenger RNA from Bombus huntii, 1805 nucleotides. RefSeq names its product repetitive organellar protein-like. The transcript has 2 exons. The record is from RefSeq and is a predicted model, not a curated record. Lineage: Eukaryota; Metazoa; Arthropoda; Insecta; Hymenoptera; Apidae. Bases 79 to 1248 code for a protein of 389 amino acids.